AUGGGUAACAACACUGAGUUUCAAAGCACAGUCAUUUGGCUUUCUGAAAAUUUAAUGCUUGUCGAUGCAAGAGUUAAUCUUGUUGAGUGCAACAUAAGAGUGCUUGGAGGACUUGUCUCUGGUCAUCUACUUGCCACUGAUUCUACAGACAGGUUGGGUGAACGGAGUGGUUUUGUUUGUAAGAAGGAUAUACGACUCCCCAUCAAUGCAAAAUUCCGUGGACCGUAUGGAGUGAUGGAGAAUGAGACUACUGAAACAAGCACUUCAGGGUGUGGUUCUCUAAUUCUGGAAAUGGGAGCAUUAUCCCAAUUGACUGGAGACCCGAAAUACGAAUCUGCAGCUUUACGUGCUCUCGUUGAAUUUACUUGGUACAAACACUGGAUGUAUCAACUGGGGAAUGGAUUGAAUAUUCAACUGGGAUUGGGGCUGGAAUAUUUCAGACAUGGUCCAAGGUACAGCACUAUUCCCUAG
Molecule: messenger RNA, 471 nt
Organism: Prunus armeniaca (apricot)
Lineage: Eukaryota; Viridiplantae; Streptophyta; Magnoliopsida; Rosales; Rosaceae
Source: the annotation of a GenBank genome assembly